UGCGCUCCGGGGCGGCUCCGGACGGGCAGAAGGGCGGGCGGAACAGCAGACGUGCAGGGCGGAGGCGCAGUCUGCACCAUGGCGUACCCGGGGCACCCUGGCGCCGGCGGCGGGUACUACCCAGGCGGGUAUGGAGGGGCUCCUGGAGGGCCAGCGUUCCCCGGACAAACUCAGGAUCCGCUCUACGGUUACUUCGCUGCUGUGGCUGGACAGGACGGACAAAUUGACGCCGAUGAACUGCAGAAAUGUCUGACGCAGUCUGGCAUUGCCGGAGGAUACAAACCUUUUAAUCUGGAGACUUGUCGCCUUAUGGUUUCGAUGUUGGAUAGAGAUAUGUCUGGCACCAUGGGAUUCAAUGAAUUUAAGGAGCUCUGGGCUGUGCUGAAUGGCUGGAGACAGCACUUCAUCAGCUUUGACAGCGACAGGAGUGGGACAGUGGAUCCCCCGGAGCUGCAGAAAGCCCUGAUGACGAUGGGAUUCCGGUUGAACCCGCAAACUGUGACUUCCAUUGCAAAGCGGUACAGCACCAGCGGCAAGAUCACCUUUGACGACUACAUCGCCUGCUGUGUCAAACUGAGGGCGCUCACAGAUACCUUUCGAAGACGGGAUUCUGGUCAACAAGGAAUGGUGAAUUUCUCGUAUGACGAUUUCAUUCAGUGUGUCAUGACCAUCUAAGUCAAGAGGACGCUGUCUGAAAAUCCUCAACAUUCCCACUGGAGUCCGCCCUUGCUUUCUCCUGGCCUUCAGUGCUGUGUGCAGGUUCCCACCAACGCUCCCCGACAACCGCCGAAUGGGAUCAUGACUUUAUAUACGGCUGAAGCUUCAUUUUUAAUUUUGAUAAUAAAUCCUUGAAGUUCAAUAACGUAAGAACAAGUCUGUUGUACCAGUCAGAACCUCCUUGAGCCAUUAUUAACCAUGCCUUAUUUUCCUGCUGUCUUUUAUAUAAAUUUAAGUAUGGAAAAUAUUUAAAGCAAAUUAUAUAUUUUCUCAUGAGAUAUGCAAUCUUUUCAUCAGGCUUAGCUGCUAUUAUUCUUUCUUGCCCUGAAGAAUGUGGUUAAAUGCUUUGUGGGGGGUAUUCUUAUAUAAGUGACGUAGAUCCACGGGGGUGCAAUACAAACCAGUGCGCAUACUAGAAAGAAACCAUACGAGUUUUAGAACUCACAGGUUUGAAAGCCUUGAGUGGACAGAGAUACUGAAUGACUAUCGUCUGCCUCUUUAAAAACCUAGAGAUAAUUGGAGGGGCAAAAAUACUAUCACCAUGUCCUUCUUUGUCAUCCAUCCAAACUUUUGUUCAUUAUACUUAAAAGCCUUGUAUAUUAUAAGCUUAAAAUUGCCAGAAAAAGACUAAAGGGAAAUAAAAAUGUAUUAACUGCUUAUAUUUGA
This is a messenger RNA of Myodes glareolus (Bank vole), 1383 nucleotides long. RefSeq names its product sorcin (gene Sri). Gene Ontology annotation, molecular function: calcium ion binding. The record is from RefSeq and is a predicted model, not a curated record. Lineage: Eukaryota; Metazoa; Chordata; Mammalia; Rodentia; Cricetidae.